GGAACUCCAACUGGCAACCACCCACACCAGUGACACCACCCACCACCAGGCACCCCACGACCACCCACGACCACGACGACGACGACCACCAGUCCACCACCAUCACGACCGACCCCCCCGGACAUCAACCCGUCUCCGACCUGCGGCAUGACACAAGGCGCCUCAUCCACGCCGCGCCGGCGUUUGACAAGUGUCUGUCUCCUUUGCUUGUCGUCGUCCCUCCGUCCACCGACCGGCCGACCCGUUGCCUCAGCCACAGCAUCACGAUGGAGCGAGUGAGUGGCUAGUGCUUCCAACUCCAUCUACCAUGCCAUUGCGUCAUUGUGAGAUGGCCCGCCGUGCCGCGCGCGAUGAUCGACGGGGCAGCGACAAGCACGAGUGACGCGCGUUGGCGUGUCCUCUGGCCCCCCCGGCGUCCAACCUUCUUCGCUUCAAGCCGAGUUCCAAGUGUGGCGUGUCCUUGGAAGAAAGCUCGCCGCCGGCCUGCCGGGCGCUGCGAGGACGGGAAAAAUAGAUUGCAAUCUGACGUUUACGCUCCAUGCCCAUGACAUGCUUGUUGUCGUCGAUGGAUGAUGGAUGAUGCUGCUGGCCCCCGCCCCCCUACCUAUAUUCCCGAAAAAACUUGUUUGCUCGGCGCCGGCGUGUAGACAUAUAAAAUCGGUGAGCGGCAGGCGUGGCGGCUCGAGAGAAGCUUGAACCACUUGUUAAAACACAAAAGCGACUGUGAAUUCAUACUCUAUCCCCCAAAUGACAAGAGUCUGAAUCGCAAAUAUGCCCGUCACAAAGAACAAGGAGGCCGAGACCCAGGUCCCGACCCCGGCCGAGGAGAAGAAGCAGUCCCAAGUUUCCGCCCCCGACACAUCGGGCGCCGACCCGCAGAGCGUGCCCCGGUCCGCCGCCGCCGGCGUCGUCAACAAGAAGGGUGAGAUUGUCGACGAGUCCGGCAAGGCCAUCGGCAAGGUCUCCGACUCCAAGGACCUACAGAGCCUCGUCGGCAGCUCCGUCACCGCCUCGGGAGACGUUGUCAACGACUCAGGCGACGUCCUCGGCAAGGCGUCGCUCGACAGCGAGUACACCACCCAGGCUACCGAGGAUGCCAAGGAGACCACCGGCGGCUGGAACGUCCUCGGCAAGGCCAAGGGCGCCGCCCAGACCGUGAGCAGUCUCUCCGGCGGCGGCCAGGGUGGCGAUGAUGCAGAGAAGACAAAGCCUUCGAGCGGCGGCGGCAAAGACACGCCGUCCGAGUCCGUAAAGGACGAGGCCGGCAAGGCCACAGAGUCCGUCAAGGACGACGCCAGCAAGACCGCAGAGUCCGUCGACGACAAGGUGCCUCCCCCCGUCCAGCUCCGAGACGAUGAGGCCUCCCCAGCUGACGCCGCGUCUGCUGGUAAAAAGACCAAGGAGGAGAAGGAGACUGUCCUCGGAGAUGAUACCCCCGCUGAGAAGGUCGGUCAGGAUGACCUGACCGAGCAGGCCCCCCAGCCCAUCGACGAAUCCAUCGAGGGCACAACCGAGGACGCCUCCAAGACUGCAGGUGACAAGACAGAGCAGAUCAAGGACACCAUGGAAGAGACAAAAGCUACCACUGAAGGGGCGGCGGAGGAUGCCAAGGCCACCACCGCCGAUGCCGCGGAGGAGACAAAGGACACUGCAGAUGACGCGGCGGACAAGGCCAAGGAGCCCACAGACGAUGCCCAGGAUGCUGGCAAGGACAUUACAGACAAGGGCGACGACGCCGGCAAGGACAUCACGGACAAGGCCGAGGAUGCGGGCAAGGAUGCGGGAGACGCCCCAGAGGGCGACAAGCCUAGCGACGACCUCCCGGAGGGUGAGGAUGCCAAGGACACCGUGGGUGAUGCCACCAAAGACGGCGAGGAGGCCGGCGAGGCUGCCCAAGACAAGGUCGGGGAUACGGUUGAGGAGGCUGACGACAAGGCCAAGGAGGCUGGAGAAGAGGCCGGCGAAAAGGCCGACGAGGCCGCCGAGGAGGCACCCAUCGACUUUUCCGUCCUCAAGGGCACCAAGGUCAACAAGGCCGGAAACCUUGUCAACGACAAGGGCGACAUCAUUGGACGCCUGUCCGAGGGCGACGCCAAGAAGCUGCAGGGCAAGACGGCCGACGAAGAGGGCAACAUCUGGAACGAGUCGGGCAAGAUCGUCGGCAAGGCGGAGCCCAUCCCGGACAGCGAGCGCGAGAGCUCCAACAAGUCGUUUGCGCCUUUUGAGAACUUCCCCGACGCCGUCGUCGAGGCGGACGGGCGCGUCACGUCUGAAGGGCGCCAGGUCGGCACUGUGGUCGAGGGCGACCCCAAGCGCCUCAAGGGCAGCAAGGUGGACGAGGACGGCGACAUCCUGGACCGCCGCGGCAACGUGGUCGGCAAGGCCGAGGCCUGGGACGAGCCCGAGCCCGAGCCUGAGGAGCCGGAGGCGGUCGUCGACCGCUCGCUGCUGGCCGGCAAGCGCGUCAACAAGGCCGGCAACGUGGUCGACUCCAACGGCACCAUCUUCGGCCGCGUCGUCGAGGGCAACGUCGCGUCGCUGGUCGGCCGCAUGUGCGACAAGGAGGGGAACAUCAUGAGCGAGUCGGGCGACAAGAUUGGCAAGGCCGAGCUGGUGCCCGAGGGCGAGCGCGAAGGCUCCAAGGACGGGCCCUUUGCCGAGCUCAAGGGCUGCACCGUCACCAAGGACGGCAAGGUGGUGACGUCGUUGGGCGAGGUGGUCGGGCGGCUGACGUCGGGCGACGGCAAGGCGCUGUACGGGCGCUCCGUCGACGAGGACGGCGACGUCGUCGACAAGAACGGCAACGUGGUGGGCAAGGCGGAGCGGUGGGAGGAGCCCGAGGUCGAGAAGCGGCGCGACCCCCUGGCUGGCCGCAAGGUCAACCGCGAGGGCAACGUGCUCGACGACGACGGCCACAUCAUCGGCAAGCUGACGAGCGGCGAUGUCAGCAUCUGCUCGGGCAAGGAGGUCGACGACGACGGUGACGUGGUCAACUCCAAGGGCAACACCGUCGGCCACGUCACCCUGCUCGAGGACAUUCCCGGCGAGUCCGAGGAGGACAGGGAGAAGCGCGAGCAGGCUGAAAAGGACCGCAAGCUCGCGGGGCAGCUGGCGGGCGCCAUCGAGCAGUCGCUCGAGAAGAUCCGGCCCAUCCUGCGCAUGAUCACCGACAAGGUCGACAAGGCCGAGCGCACCGACAAAGAGGAGCUCGACGAGGAGCAGCUGGUGCGCGAGGUCAAGCCGCUCAUCGAGGAGGGCGGCAAGAUCCUGACCGAGGCCAACGGCAUGAUCCGCGGCAUGGACCCGGACGGCCGCAUCCAGCGCCAGGCUAAGCACAAGUCGGCCACCAAGGACGCGAGCCCCGAGGAGCACCACCUGGCCGACGUGCUCAAGGAGCUCACCGGGACCGUCACCCAGACCAUCGACAACGCCAAGCGCAAAAUCGACGGCAUGCCGCACGCAAAGAAGGAGCUCAACCCGCUCUGGGGCCUCCUCUCCGAGCCCCUCUUCCAGAUCCUCGCCGCCGUCGGCCUGCUGCUCAACGGCGUCCUCGGCCUCGUCGGCAAGCUCCUCAGCGGCCUGGGGCUCGGCGGGCUCGUCGACGGCCUGCUCGGCAGCCUGGGGCUCAACAAGAUUCUCGACGGGCUCGGCCUCGGCAGCGCCCUCAACGCCCUGACCGGCAAGAAGGACAAGCCCAAGAAAUGAUGAUGAUGACUACACAGGUCCUCUCUCUCGUCUCUCUCUCCCCCCCCCCCCGGGACGUCUCUGUUUCUUUCCAAUGGGUUGCUAGUUGUGCACAGCUGGUAUUGAUGACCUCUUUUGUCUUCUUCUCUCAUGUACGAUGGAUGGAAUGGGUUUUGCGGGAACUUUGGUGUAUCAAUUGCUUUGCUUUGCUUUGCUUGCUUGUUUGUUUAGCUACCUUUGGUUUUACUUACUUGGUAGUAGUAUAGUUCAAAUGGGGAUUUUUCUUUCCCAUAGCACUUCUUG
This is a messenger RNA of Purpureocillium takamizusanense, 3987 nucleotides long. RefSeq lists its product as uncharacterized. Bases 772 to 3705 code for a protein of 977 amino acids. The transcript has 4 exons. The record is from RefSeq and is a predicted model, not a curated record. NCBI's taxonomy places the organism in Eukaryota, Fungi, Ascomycota, Sordariomycetes, Hypocreales, Ophiocordycipitaceae.